AUGUUAACUAAAAGUCAUCUUUCAGUUUGUAGUACUCAACGAUAUUUAAAUCUUCUUCAUCGUUAUACAUCAUCUAAUUCUAGUCAAAAAUAUGAUGAUUAUAAUUUUUUUAAACGAAGUAUUUUAGCAACAGAUCAUUUUCAAAAUAGUUUACCACGUUUACCAAUACCACAAUUAGAUAAAACAUGUCAACGUUAUUUAGCUGCACUUAAACCAAUAUUAAAUAAUGAUGAAAAUGCUUAUAAAGAAACACAAAGUAUUCUUGCUGAUUUUCGUACUGGUGAUGGUAAACGUCUUGAUGCAAAAUUACGUCAACAAAAUGCAUCAAAUCGACAUACAUCAUAUAUAUCAAAACCAUGGUUUGAAAUGUAUUUAAAAUCACGUUUACCAUUGAUUCUAAAUUUUAAUUUUUUUCUUGUUUUUACUGAUGAUCAACUACAAUUAAAACCAGCAGCACGUAUUACAAAUUAUAUUAUAUCAUCAGUACGUUUUAUGAAUACACUUCGUUCGAAUUUUCUUGAUCCUGAAGUAUAUCAUUUAAAUCCAAAAAAAAGUAAUACUGAUCAAUUUCGUAAAUAUCUUCGAUAUGUACCAAAACGUUUUGCAUUCUAUGGUGCUGUUAUACAAAAAGCUUUUCCAUUAGAUAUGUCACAAUAUAAUCGUUUAUUUAAUUCAACACGUAUUCCAAGAACUGAUUGUGAUAUACUUCAAACAAAUUUGGAUAAAAUUCGACAUAUUAUUGUUAUUAAACGUGGUCAUUAUUAUAAAGUAAAUGUCUUAGAUAAUAAUGGUGAUCUUUUACCAGCUGAACAAAUUGCAGCCAUGAUGAAAUAUUUAUCUGAAGAUUUAAAUGAAGAAGAAAAUCAAUAUCCAUUUGGAUAUUUUACAGCUGAUAAACGAGAUCGAUGGGCAACAAUACGAACACAAAUUGAAACACUUUCAGAACAUAAUAAACAGAUGUUUAAAGAAAUUGAUAGUUCAAUUAUGGUUGUAUGUUUAGAUGAGGACGAUCUAUCAAAAUUAGAAAGAUCUCGUAGUAAACAACAACUUGCUGAUUAUGUAUCUGGAAGAUAUUUAUGUUAUAAUGCAGUAAAUCGUUGGUAUGAUAAAUCUUUUAAUAUGAUAAUGUUAUCUGAUGGAACAUUAGGUCUUCAUUGUGAACAUUCAUGGGGUGAUGGUGUUGCAUUACUUCGUUUUUGUAAUGAUAUUGAUAAAGAUGCAAAUGAAAAUAAUAAAAUAAAUUCAUCAAAUUAUCAAACAAUUCAAUCAUCAACAAAUAAUUGUAUUGAAAAACUUGAAUUUCAAUUAGAUGAUAAAAUUAAAAAUGAAUUUCAAAUAUCAAAAGAAAAUUAUAAGAAUUUUGUAUCGAAAUUUAAUGUUAAUACUUUUCAAGAACCUAUACUUGGAAAAAAUUUAUUAAAAAAAUCUUCACUUAGUCCUGAUGCUAUCAUGCAAUUGGGUAUACAAAUGGCUUAUUAUAGAUUACAUCAUCGAUUUGUAUCAACAUAUGAAUCAUGUUCAACAGCUGUUUAUAAACAUGGUCGAACAGAAACUAUUCGACCUGUUACACAUGAAACAAAAACAUUUAUUGAAAUAUUAACAAAAUCGAAUAAUGAUCAAUUAAAAAAAGAUUUAUUAAAAAAAUGUUCCGAUAAACAUCAACAAUUAAUUAAAGAAGCGGCAACAGGACAAGGUUUUGAUCGACAUUUAUUUGCAUUGAAAUAUUUACAAGAAAUUGAAAGUAAAGAAGCAUUACAUCGAAUCUAUAAAGAUAAAUCAUAUCAAUUAAUGAAUCAUACAAUUCUUUCAACAUCAACUGUUGCUUCAAAACAUAUUGCUGCAGGUGGUUUUGGUCCUGUUGUUGAUAAUGGAUUUGGUAUUGGUUAUUUAAUUGAUGAUGAACAAUGUGGAUUAUUAGUUACAUCAUAUUUACAUAAAGAAUUGCCUAGUUUUAUGCAAGCAGCAGAUGAAAGUUUUAGAGAACUUGCAAAUAUUAUUAAAGCUUAA
This is a messenger RNA of Adineta steineri, 2007 nucleotides long. NCBI's taxonomy places the organism in Eukaryota, Metazoa, Rotifera, Eurotatoria, Adinetida, Adinetidae. The record is from the annotation of a GenBank genome assembly.